CCUCUCUUCACCAUUCUCCCCGACUCUCUCCCACCUAUUCUUACAAAAACGAACAACCCAACAAACACAACCGACGCAGAUUCUUCCUCUGCGCAAGAUGCUGUCGACUCUGCUUGCAUUGGAAAAGAGCGAUAAGGAGAGGCCCGGGAAAGGCUCUUGGCGCGGCAUCAGGCAGUGCCUGGUGCAGUUCUUCUCGCGAGACCGGGCGCUGAUUGCUGGCCUUCUGGCGUUCGUCCUGCUAUGCGCCACCGUGGAGUUCUUCGACCUGCCGUCCAUCUCUCAGAUGACCCGAAGACGCCCCGGGCUGGGGAGGCGGCCGCUCGUCAACUAUGGCUACACCGGAGAAAACUCAUGCGCCCUGCACGGCCUGGAGGUGCGGGAGGUGCCUGCGAUGGUUGUCGACUCUUUCAUUUAUGGUGGCGAGGCGGGCAUGCUGGAGUUGCGGCUGGUUGAGCUAAACAGCACAGUGGACUUCUUUGUUGUGAUCGAGCGGCGAUGCCCUCUUUCGGACACAACGAGCGAGGCCGCCAUUCGCAGCAGUACACCGGCUGCUGCGGCCCUCGGCGAUCGGCUGGUCGUCGUCACUCCUGACUGCGGAGAACUGGAUGGCGGGCUGUCAGGGGAGAGGCGAGAGCUGCAAUUGGUAACGAGUGCGCUGACAGGUGGCCUGCGCAAGAUCGCUGAGAAGCUGCCGGUCCAGUCAGAUAAUACAGUGGUGAUACACUCCAGGGGCGUCGCCGAGUUCGCACGCCCGUCGACCCUUGCCCUGCUCGGCAACUGUCUUGGAUUCCAGCCGAUCACAUGUCUGGCGAGCCGGCGGUAUCUCUUCACCUUUGAGUUUCGGCACCGCAGCCAUUCGGAGAGCCUGGUGGCCGUGCAGUUCAGGUCGCUCAAACAGUUGGGAAGGGACAUUGAGAGGGCGAGGUCGGCGCCUAUGGGCAGCGGGUGUCUCGCUGACGCGGGGUGGGCUAUCGAGAAUGCGAUGGUUGAGGAGGAGGCUCUUGCGAGUGACCGUGAGGGCGGCAGCGUGAGUGGCGACACGGCGCCAAGCUGGCGGCGGGAUGGCCACCACAGAUGGGCAGGUGGGUGCAUGAGAACCACAAGCUUAGCUUGUGGGUGAUGUGAGCGUAUGCCUAUGCCGUCCCCGUGUUUCGUGUCUGUAUCAGAUUUGUGUGGUGGUGGUGGUGGUGUGGGUGUGGAUGGGAUCGGCCGGUCGCCAAACGGCGUGCAGGUCGAAACGUCCCUGGUCGGCCUCCCAUCGGUCAUCCAGGCCGACCCCCAACGCUUCAGACACCUGCUGCCGGGCAGGUGCGCCUCUCCUCUCUCGACACGUAGGUGAGGGUGGGUCAUCGCCAGGCGGUCUGCAUGGGCGUGUGUGAAUAGGGGAGAGAAGAUGCUAAGGUCCGUGUGUGAGUCAGGACGGUCGUCGAGCGCAUGUGUGUCUGUCUGGCGGUGCGAUCGAUGACUGCGAGAGAGUGUUGGUCUGUAUGUACGGUGUGCUGUGACUGGCCCUUGGACGACUGCGAAUGCGAUGGACUUGAGUACAG
Molecule: messenger RNA, 1547 nt
Organism: Vitrella brassicaformis
Lineage: Eukaryota; Vitrellaceae
Source: the annotation of a GenBank genome assembly